Synchiropus splendidus (mandarinfish) is the source of this 4283-nucleotide messenger RNA. RefSeq names its product pre-B-cell leukemia homeobox interacting protein 1b (gene pbxip1b). The record is from RefSeq and is a predicted model, not a curated record. The transcript is spliced from 11 exons. Lineage: Eukaryota; Metazoa; Chordata; Actinopteri; Syngnathiformes; Callionymidae. The coding region runs from base 217 to 2988 and encodes 923 amino acids.
UCUUCAAGUCAACCGAGAACCGCUUGUGAGACUGUUGGUCUCGAGUGGACUUAAACCACGGAGCAGGACGAGUCUGGCACCAUGAGUUAAGUUUUAGAUAUCUUUAUAGUCCAUAUUGCCACAUGUUACUCACGUCUUAGCUGCGUAGCUGAGGUCACUCGCGACGGUCUUCCUGGUGUCUUAAAACUGUGUAAGAGACUGGUCUGGGGAGGGACAAUGUCUGGAGUUGGUAGCCCAAACACCUGGACUAUCGUCAGUCCUGAGGAGACUGAAACUCUUAGGCCCCUGGCGGAAGAGACGGAACAGCAUGAGCAUGAGAAACAUUCCACUGAUGUUCAAGAUUUUAAGACUCAUCCUGCAGAUGCCUCCCCAGUGUUGGAACCUGAGCAUCAGGAAGCAGUCAAAGAUGAGUUUACGUCUGCGAACGAAGCAGUUUCAGAAGUCACCAUCAGCUCCUCAGGAAGCCACGAUACCCACUGCCAGUCAGAAGGUGCAGUCGGAGAUUCCAGCCUCAACACAGAUUCCUUCUCUGACUCCUGGAGCCACAUGACCCUGACUCCUGACGAGGCCUCAGGCUCCUUCGUGACCCCGGAGACUUUAGUAGGGAGUGAGUCCACACAAGAGGAUGACAACACGCCACACCCAGAGAACGAAGAGGAGGUUCCAUCGGGAGAAGAGGGUACUCACCUGUCAAGCCUCACUGAACCUGCAGCCUGUGCUGAAGAGUCACAUGCAACGGCAGAACCUGAAUUAAGGAGGAGAAGGUCCCUCCUGGCAACUUUGGAGAGGAUUGGGAGAACGGAGGAGGAAGAGGAAGUCGAGGAAGAUUUCCAGCUGCCACGCAGAGAAGAAGAAGAGAGCUGGUUCACCCUGAACAAGUGCCUCCUUGGCGCUGUCCUUCUGGUGGGCCUUGGCACCAUCUUCUUCUCAGGGGUCUUCAUGGACUUAGAUGAGGAGAGUGACUACGUGAGCGGUGAGCUGAAGGAUGCUGAAGUCAGAGGAAAGCAGCAGGAAUGGACUGAUCCAGUUGCUCCUCCGCCAAAUUUAGAUGCUUCGGAGCUUCAAGACAAAAUAGCUGGAGAGGACGAGCGGAUUUCUUUGUUACAAGCAGAACACACGGCACAGAACCAAGAGCUGAAGGUUUCUCCAGCACUGGCUGCAGAGAGAGCGGCAGAGCAGCUGCACAGGGAGGAGGACAGCAGUGGAUUGAGGAAAACCAUGGAGACCCUGACUUUGCUUCAGAAGGAGAAUGAGAGGAUGAGGAGAGAGCUGGAGUCUGUGCCAGGCCUACAGGAGGAGGUUAACACUCUGAAAUCUGCUGUGACUGAAUUAAAACGUCCGACAGCGUCGCAGCCGGCCUCAACUUUGACCACAUCGCCAUCUGGUGGCCAUACAGAAAACGGUGUGUCAGAGGAGUUCCCAGCCGAGAAAGUGAAAGCUAGGAAGAAAGAAAAGCAUGACAAGGGGGACAAGAAGCAGUGGAAAGAGCGUGAAAGGACCGAUCGUGAAGAAGAAAGGGACUGGAAAAAUGAGAAGGUUAACAAAGGGAAGGAAAAUAAACACAAGAGUCAUAAAGAGUGGAAGCAGAAGGAGAGAAGAGGGGAUGAUGGGAAGCCAUGGAAGGAUAGAGAGAAUGAGGAGUGGGGCGAAAAGAAGGAGAGAAAAGACAAACAGUGGAGACAGCAUGAGAAACCUGAUGGUGGCUCAUAUUCUAAGAGGAAAGAUAAUGGUGAGAACAGCAGAGAAAGAAAUGAUUACAGAGUGAAGAAAGACUGGCACAAUGAAGAGAAAAUGGAUCAUGGUGAAGAAUGGAAAGACAAAAGAGAGCGGAAAGACUGGAGGAGAGGUGAGGAGAGGCAUCUAAAGAAUGAUCAUGAUAGAAAGCAGUGGAAAGAAGGGAGGGAAGAGGGUGGCGAACGAUAUGGAAAAGGGAAGGAUGAGAGGAAACUGUGGCAGGAUGGAGAGAGGUAUGGUAAAAAGAAGGAUGAGAGAAAACAUUGGGAUGAAGGGGAGAGGUUUGGCGAAAGGAGGGAUGAGGGGGAGAGGUAUGGUAAAGGGAAGGAUGAGAGGAAACAGUGGGAUGAGGGGGAGAGAUAUGGUAAAGGAAGGGAUGAGAGGAAACAGUGGGUUGAAGGGGAGAGGUUUGGUAAAGGAAGGGAUGAGAAGAAAAAGAGGGAUACAAAGGAACAUGAUAGAGAAGAGAGGAAACAAUGGAAGGAGGAUGGAUGGAGGAGCAGGAAGGGUGAAAGGGAAAAAGACACGGGGAAGAAGAAUGAAAGAAAAGAGUGGGAGGGUGUUAAAGAGGCACGGAGAGGAAAUGAGGGGAAACGCUGGCGUGACAAAGGAAUGAAACGUGAUGAAGAUCAUGACCCAGCAAUGGAGGAAAGGAAUGAGAAGUGGCAGAGGAAAGAAGAGUCAUGGAGCAAGGAGAGAAAGAAACACGAUGGUGAGUGGAGACGGGACGGACCAUCCCAGAAACAUGCUAAGGAGGAGCAUCUGUGGGCUGACAGGAAGCCCGUCCACUCCCACCGCCGACUCACCCUGGACCAGCCGGAGUACUGGAGCCACCAGCGCGGCCGCCUCCAGGGGAACCCCAAACCCAGAGACCUCUGCAGCUCUCUGGAGGCCUGCGCUCAAGCUGAGGGCCUGCUGCCCGUCCCUUUGUCUGAAUUCCAGACCGUCCUGCAAACGUACCUCAGCAAGGCGGAGCAGUUCGGAGUGGAGUCCGCCAAAAGAGAUGAGCUCUUCAAACUGGCCGCCGAGUUCUUCAAGGACGGCCUCUUCGUGCAUGACCAGAUGAGAUUCCAGGAUUUCGCUGACGACGUGAGCGAUAUUUUAGAAGACCUGGUGGAGGGAGAUGAGGAGGACGACAGUGCCCUGGAGGACGAGAUGGAGGACUUCGGGAAGGAAGUGGUGAGGAGGUUUCUAGUGCCCGAGCAGAGAGUGAAAGGAGAGAGGAAGAAGGAGAGCAGCUGGCCGCGAGGCUGAAGACCAAGAGGAGCGCUAACAUAAGGGAACAGCAGUGGACCACAAGCUUCCAUCCUGGGAGGCGCUUGCAUCUGAAGUAAAUCAUUUUCACCUUCACUCCUUUAUAUGUCACGUCUGAGGACUGAGUUGGAUCAUGGUUAAAUUUGGCCACUCGGAAAAUAAAUUACAAUGAUAAGUGUCUCAAUUUUAUGAUUUAUAGCACUGCAGCCAAAACUGCUCGGCGUGUCAGAUGCAUCACCACAAAACUCUCCUUCGUGGAGUCAUUCUUUCCUCAUUGGAAAUAAUUGAUGGCUCUGAAUAUGAAACAGUUUGUAAAUAUGCAAUGUGAUCUUUUUUCCCUUUUAACAGUGUUUUUAAUUCUUUCAAAUUCACCCCUUUUCAUGAUUUCCCUGGUACUGCUCAUGUGUCACUAUAUUUCAGGUCCUUCAUUUCAUUUAGCUGUUUUCUGUUCAGCUUUGUUCAUUGUCUUUUGUACCCCAGACUCAAACAUCAUUGUAUUACUGUUUUUAUUUACGUUUAUUUAUUAAUAACAGUUGUUUUGUUUUUGUCUAUUUAGGAAAUCAAAUGUGCAUUACAUGUACAUUAUUAUCAUUGUUUAUUUAAAAAGAAAAAAGCCUCUAGUCAGCACCACAGCCUUUUGUCCCAUUUGACAGGUAACACAAAAACUAAAAUAAAUAAACCCAUAUAAAAACAGAAUAAAAUUGAGCCAUUGUGGCCCCUGGCUAAUAUAAUAACUCGCCCUUGCAUUAAUUGCACGAAUAAAUCCAACCAUUUUUUUUAGCCAAGUUUUUCAGCUAAAUAGAAAACAUUUGUACGACAGCUGACAAAAUAGCUUGUUUUAAGUACUAAUGUUUACUGAGUUAGAGUAGUUUAAACUAGAGUUAUCACGCAUUCCACGCUGAAACAGGGUUCCAGCCCUGUUUAUUGUGAGACGUUCACCUCCUCACAGUCUUCAAAUCAGAGACCUCCUUCCUUUGAGCCUGCUGCCAUAGUUGCACCCGCCUUCCCUGCCACCAGGCAGCCACAAGCUUGAGGACGAAUGUAGCACUGCUAGGUUUAGCACGGCUGCUGUGAUAAGAAGCUGCUUUCAUUGUUUAAGCAGCGAAUGUGCUUCAAAGGGAUAAAGUGGAAAGGGAUCAGUGUUGAUGCUGUCAUUCAUGCACGGAACCAGGUUUUGGGAACUAAACCGUUUGUGAGCUUACAAUGUUUCUGAUGGGAUUAAAAAAUGGUAUUAACUGUGCGAAGCGGGAUAAUAAAUCAGGUAUUCCUUCAUGGUUGUCACUCGUGUUUUAUUA